AUGCCUUUUAUUAAUGAAAUUCGCAUUAUUUUUCUAUAUAAAAUCAAAAGCAGAACAAAUACAUUAAGAACAGCGCGAAAUUUAAAUGAAGCUUUUGGAGAAAAUCUUAUUAGCCAAAGAGAUGAAAACUUUGAGAAUGAGGAGCAUGAGAGACCGGAAUCAGAAGUGGAUAACGAAGAGCUGAAGCGCGUAGUAGAAUCCAAUCCACGUCAAACGGUCAGAGAAAUUGCGGGGACAUUAGAAGUUUUAAAAUCUAGCAUUUCACGCCAUUUGCAGCAAAUUGAAAAAGUGAAAAAGCUAGAUCAAUGGAUACCCCAUGAACUGACCGAAAGUCAAAAAAUGUUGCGUCUUGAAACUUUCAAUAGAAAAGGGCCAAUUUUUCUUCAUGAUAACGCGCGCUCACAUGUUUCAAGAAUCACGCUUCAGAAGCUGAAUGAAUUAAAAUUUGAAACUCUCUUUCAUCCUCCUUAUUCUCCAGAUCUUUCUCCAACAGACUUCUAUUUUUUCAAGCAGUUGGACUAA
Molecule: messenger RNA, 522 nt
Organism: Strongyloides ratti
Lineage: Eukaryota; Metazoa; Nematoda; Chromadorea; Rhabditida; Strongyloididae
Product: Histone-lysine N-methyltransferase SETMAR
Exons: 3
Coding region: 1-522 (173 amino acids)
Molecular function (GO): nucleic acid binding
Source: RefSeq, a predicted model, not a curated record